Molecule: messenger RNA, 1722 nt
Organism: Sinocyclocheilus anshuiensis
Lineage: Eukaryota; Metazoa; Chordata; Actinopteri; Cypriniformes; Cyprinidae
Product: lysophosphatidic acid receptor 5-like
Exons: 1
Coding region: 140-1066 (308 amino acids)
Biological process (GO): phospholipase C-activating G protein-coupled receptor signaling pathway; positive regulation of Rho protein signal transduction
Cellular component (GO): plasma membrane
Molecular function (GO): lysophosphatidic acid receptor activity
Source: RefSeq, a predicted model, not a curated record
UCCUCUUUCAUCGUUUCAUUACUGUCUGGUCUCCCUCAAAACCACUUUAAAAUCCACUCAGAGGUCAAUCAAAAUCUAAGAGGCCAGCUUCGACCCAACCGUUGUGAUUUCGCACGCCGUUCUCCUCAGAAACGUGAACAUGUGUUCGAACGGGACUAACUCGUGCAUAACCACUGCUCUCGAACCUUCGAACCGGUACCUGGCGUCGGCCGUGGUCUAUGGCCUGGUCCUGGCCGUGGGUCUACCGCUCAACACGUUGUCCCUGUGGAUCCUGCUGCGCACUCACGGGGUCCGGUCACCGUGCGCCGUGCUCAUGGUGAACCUUGCCGUGUCCGACCUGUUCCUCGCGCUCUCCCUGCCGCUGCGCGUCUACUUUUACGCAACGCUCCGGUGGCCGUUUGGAGCGGCCACAUGCACCGUUGCCUUAAUGGUGUUUCGCGUGAACAUCAGAACGAGCUGUAUCUUCAUCACUUUAAUCAGCGUGGACCGGAUGAUCGCCGUCGCCUGCCCUCUGCGCUCCCGGUCUUUGAGAACCUCCGGGUGCGCGUUGAAGUGCUGCGUGGUCGUGUGGAUCCUCAUCACCAUCCUUUGCAUCCCAGAGAUUAUAAGACUCUACGGCGCCCUGAAGGGGUGUCCAAACAUACCGUGCUUUGAGAUUCAAGCGCUCUCCAAAAGCUCGCGAGUCUUCCCGCUCUCACAGGCGAUAUUUUUAUUAGUACUCCUUCUGGUCAAUAUCGUCUCCACGGUCGUGGUCGUAAGCGUACUGAGGAAGCGUCCCAGCGCUGGAGCGGCCAAGGUGAACAACAAAAUGAACGUGAUACUGAUUUUUGUAGUCAACAUGUUAGUGUUUAUUAUAUUUUUCCUGCCGUUUACUUUACAACUCUUGACGUACAAUGAGAGCAAUUGCGGCGAGACUAUACUAGCGCUCGUCUGCCUGGCGAGUGUCAACUGCUGUCUGGAUCCGCUCAUCUACUACUUCUCCCUGGACUCGUUCUGGCAGGACAAGGGUAAAAGACAAACGGAUGUAGGCAAUUAUUCCCUCAGCAGGUCGACGCAAAGGUCUUGACAAGCUGAGAACAGUUAGGAUAAACAAUAGCCUACGGAGCCCACAAUAGGACAUGGAGAUGGAUGUAAGAUGGAAGAAAAAUUAUAUUGCAAUGUUUUUUCGUUCGCUCGCAAAACUUUUGCGCUCUUUCGCAAAAAAAGCAUUGCGUUCCCCUGAGAAAAUGUGCGUUUGCUCGCAAAAGUAUUGAAUUGGAGUGAAUUGCGGGCAAAUUGGGACACUUUUGAGAUGACUGGGGAAAAUGUUAUUCACCCCUGUAGUUUUUCUCCGACGUUGUUUUGUUUACAUCACGAAAGUUUUGCGAGCGAACACAAUUUCUCGAUGGAACGCAAACGUUUUUCCCCUCACCAUCACCAUGUCGCUCGAUACAGCAUGAUAGAAAGUGUUAGGACACUUUGGACAAAGUAAAUAUUGGUAUAUAUAUUACUUUAUGAGUAUCAAAUGUUAGUGGAACAUGUUCUUGGUUAAUGUGACAAACUACUACUGUGGUUUAUCUUCCAGAACAGCUGUUUGAACUUGAGAACUUAUUUCAUUCAUCCACUAAAAUGUUCCCGAGCAGGAUAAACAGCAAAGUUGUUAUAUAGCCUAUUUUGUUUAAAUGUCCCAUUUGAAUCUCAAAAUUUGCACUGUGGCAUAUUGAACCUGUUAGGUAAGUCACA